AUGACUAUAAAGGCAAACCGCAAUGCUGAGCACAACAAACUUGGUACCACAACCACGUCCAAAGAUUAUCAGUAUCCGAAAGCAGUGGUGUUUGAUCUAGACUACACUUUAUGGCCGUGCUGGUGUGACACUCAUAUCGAUACCCCAAUAAAAUCAGUGUCUUCGACACAGGUAAUUGAUAGAUCAGGCAUGAGACUUUCCUUUUAUCCACAUGUUGAAUCCAUAAUACAGGAACUAGUUGCAAAUGACGUGAAAAUAAUAGGUGCUAGCCGGACAGCUACGCCUCAGGUGGCAAAGAAACUUUUGUCGAUGCUCCAUAUCAAUGACAAACCCGCGAUAACAUACUUUGACUCACUUCAGUGGGGCCAGGGUUCCAAGAUCAAACAUAUCGGUUUGGCUGCAAAGCAACUAGGUAUGAGCCAAGAGUUACAAGAAGGCGAGUUUGUACUUUUUGAUGACGAAUUGAGGAACAGAGAUGUGAAAAAUAUCAAAGUUCACUUUGUUCAUGUCCCGGAUGAAUCAAAGGGCCUAACAAGGCAAAUAUUUGAGCAAGGACUCCUAUCUCGAUAG
Molecule: messenger RNA, 570 nt
Organism: Lodderomyces elongisporus
Lineage: Eukaryota; Fungi; Ascomycota; Pichiomycetes; Serinales; Debaryomycetaceae
Product: Mg-dependent acid phosphatase
Exons: 1
Coding region: 1-570 (189 amino acids)
Molecular function (GO): acid phosphatase activity
Source: RefSeq, a predicted model, not a curated record